ACGUUGGUGUUGUCGCGCGAGGUAGCUUGCACGCCAUACCGCCCAGGGAGUGACGCUGCAGCCAAACUACCGGGGCCGCUAGCCGUGGGACCGGGGGGUGGCAGCAAUUCGCAAUUCCAGUGCAAAGAAAUACGCACCCAGCAGAGCAACCAGCAAACUCCACGUCGCCCACCACCACCCGCCCCCAUGGCGCCCCAGCACGCCCUCGUCAGCUUCUCCCCCGUAGAGCUGUUCUUUUUGCGCAGGGCCCUGACACAGACGCCCCCCAUCCGCCGCGAUGUCACCAAAGGGCCCCGCGACUUUCGCUCCAUGCGCGCAGAGUAUGACGUCUUGCCCACUGCAAACGGAAGUGCGCGCAUUGCCCUCGAGGAUGGCACAGAGGCCCUUGUUGGCGUCAAGGCUGAAGUGGAAAAGACAAGCCAGCUGCCGACCCUGGGCGAGCCAGAAGAUGUAGACAUGGGCGACGGCGCCGACGAGAACAAGGCCAAGGGCCAGAAUGCGUGGGUCGACAUGACCGUCGAGAUACCGGGUUUCCGAGAGGACGAUGCCCUGCCCGUCUUCCUCGCCUCGAUGCUCUCUGAGAGCCUGCUUGCGAGUGGUGAGCUCAAGGACCGGCUCUACAUCAACAGGCGCUUUCACUGGAAGCUCUACAUCGACAUCCUCCUGCUCUCGCCGCCCCUAUCCUACCCGCUUGCCAUGCUCUCCAUGACCUCCCACCUUGCUCUUCUCACCACACGCCUCCCCGCGCUCAAGUCGGAAAAAGACGAAGACCCACUCUUCGACGACGACUGGGACGCAGCCGUGCCCCUGUACCCCAAGCAGGCAGGAACAAACAAGACUGCGCCUCAACUAGGGAAGCCACCCGUCAUCAUACUAGCCAUGGCCGUUGGCGCAAACAUCAUCUUCGACCCGGCUCCGGAGGAGCUAGCAGUCGCAGACGCUGUCCUUGCUGUCGCAUGCACAAAUUCGACAAACUCCGCUACGGGUGCGCGCAUCGUCUCGAUACGCACUAUUGACCCUCCGUCCCAUCUCACACCACCAGGUGUGCCCAACUCGAUGAACACUGCUACUGGCGGUACUGCUCCCACGUCGACUGCCGACGCCCUUACGCAGCGCGAGCUGCUGGCAACAUCAGGUGUAUGGACACCACCUCGGGGCGGCAUGAAGAGGAGUUUGAUUGCGCAGGUGACCAAGAUGGUAGUAGAGAACGGCGGGGUUGCUGAAGAGGUCAUUGGCGCAUUGGCAGCCAUUGAAGUUGGCUGAAGAGAGUAGAGUGAACGCUGCGCACAACAACGCCCCACCAACACGUUGGAUGGGGAUGAUCUCUCAACGACUUCAUACCAGCAACAAGACCAUGCAUCUGGAAACCAGACUAGGCAUGAACACAGCAAGACGUUCCAAAAGUCCGACAUCAAAUUAGUUUCAAGUUAGGCGGGCUUUUUGCGCCACUUAACAAUUGCUCGACCAAGUCAAGCCAUCCUUGUUGCCAGCACAAGGCAUUCGCUAUGGCCUUAGUCUCGAGCUGCUAUAGUCAGACACGUGUAAAUCAGUAGAACCAUAGCAUAUCACCCCGACGGAAUUAAUCUUGUAACAUACACAAAGACGGAACGUUGGUGUGUUUUCAAUGGACAGCAUCGGCAAAACAAGUGGCACGUUACCCUGGUAGCGUAGCAGAAGAACAAAGCGUCAACCUCACUUUGUGUCAUGCAUCACAGAAAACUAAGCAAACAUG
Bipolaris sorokiniana ND90Pr is the source of this 1732-nucleotide messenger RNA. RefSeq lists its product as uncharacterized. The record is from RefSeq and is a predicted model, not a curated record. The transcript has 2 exons. Gene Ontology annotation, biological process: U4 snRNA 3'-end processing; U5 snRNA 3'-end processing; TRAMP-dependent tRNA surveillance pathway. NCBI's taxonomy places the organism in Eukaryota, Fungi, Ascomycota, Dothideomycetes, Pleosporales, Pleosporaceae. The coding region runs from base 187 to 1263 and encodes 358 amino acids. Gene Ontology annotation, cellular component: cytoplasmic exosome (RNase complex); nuclear exosome (RNase complex).